ACACAAUCUGUAAUUGAGCGAAAAAUGAACACGAAAAACAAAAACAAGAACCUGGAGAUAUGAAAACAUCGGAGACCCGAUUUGUCGCGCUAAAUAACACGUUUCAUACAAAACAAAUAUUUUUGUGAUGCUACAUUAAUGUAAACAUACAUUGUGCUCGAAUGAAUGACGGCGGAAAUAAAGAUAGACUUUCUCAACUAUAAUAAAUCAGGCAGUAAAAUCAGAUUUGUAAUCUUGGAAAAAAUUCAAAGAAAAAAGACGCCAGCAGCUUCCUCGGAUUGUUUUGUUGUUUUGUCUGUGUUUUUCAGUGUGUUUGUGCAACAAAGUCAAAGUCGUCGAAGCUGCUGCAAAAAAACGUGAAAUGCAAAUUGUGAAAAAAAAUUGCCAAAGAUAUAACCGCAAUCACACGGCCAACACAACAACAACAAAAGCAACAACAAAACGGUUUCGCGUGUGUUGAAAAAUUGCAUUGCAAAUUGCCUAGCAGCAUAAAAAAAGAGCAAAAACAACAAAAGAAAAUUGCGCGCCAAAAGCGAAAGAAACAAAAGGAUUACACAUAAACAAACCAAAAAGCAGAAGCAGCUGAGCGAAAGAGGAAGAAAGAGAGAUAGCGAAAAAUCAAAACAUCGUCGAAAGGCAGAAAUUCCAGUUUAUCCACCUUUACCUCCAUCACCCCCAACCCUCCGACGGGAUUUCACCACACAUUUAAGCAGGCUCUUGUGGCAUUCGUGACACAGCAUUCAGGCACAGUCUGGCGGAGGCUGAGAACGCGGCCGGAACGAUGAUGUCCAUGACCAGCUCCCCGCCGGCCACGCCCACUGGCGUCCAGACGGACUCCGAUGGACUGAUCCUGCCCAAGAAGCUCAUCAAUCCUUGCAUGGAGAACAUCGAUCGCAAGGAGCUGCAUCGGGAGCUCAAGUUCAAUGCCAGAGUGGGAAAGAGCGUGCUGAACCAAAAAUCGGAACUGCAACGUGCCUACGACAAGCAAAAGGAGCGACAUGCUGCCGCCGAACAGCAUUCACCGGAUGCGGAAAUUGUUGGAGGAAUUCCCGGCCUGAAAGGAGAACUCGGGCGUGUGAUCAUGGAACGGGCACAGAAGCACGAGGCGGCAGCCCAGAAACAGGAUCAGGAGGACGCCGAGGAGCGGCAGUACGUGAAUCCCGAGUAUCUGAACGUUAGGGCCAAACUGCGCACGGCGCAUGCCAACAAUUAAGGAGCAGCCCACUCGGAAAUCCCUCAUCCUAAUCCUCAGCUUGAUUAAUGUUUAGUUUUAGUAACAGACCUAACCAAAUUGUGUGUAAGGAAAUCAUGUGUUUUAUGUGUUAACUUUGUGAGCGGUUUUCAUUUUGAUAUUAUGCAAAACUAGUUGGUUAUUAUAAUUAAAGUUUACACCUAGACUAAGCCAUUUACUUGUUUAGUUUGUUAGUCCUAGUUACUAAUCUAAGUACAGUUUUUUCUUGCGCUGAUUUCGUUGUGUAUAAACCACAUGUAUAAAGUUUUAGUUUCUAAAUGGACCCUUUUCUUCCAAAAUCAAACAACAAAAUUGAAUAUAAUUGUAUCUAGUGUAGUUAUGUGUAUGUAUAUCUAUAAAUUAGUGAGACCGAAAAUGCUGUAAACAGGGCAAUGUGUUAGAAAGUAAGACAGAGAGACAGACAGAACUUGGGCGAAAGAUAUUUGAUCUAUAUAGAUAAACUAUUUUAUGUCAAGCAAAGAAAUUUGAACAGAUUACAGAACUAUAUACAACAUAUAUCUAUAUACAAAUUUAGUUUCUGGAAUUAAUAAAUUUUAUUGUAGGCAAAAAGUUACAAAA
Molecule: messenger RNA, 1810 nt
Organism: Drosophila gunungcola (fruit fly)
Lineage: Eukaryota; Metazoa; Arthropoda; Insecta; Diptera; Drosophilidae
Product: protein FAM107B
Exons: 3
Coding region: 782-1213 (143 amino acids)
Source: RefSeq, a predicted model, not a curated record